GCACACCGAAGGUCUUUGAAAGCUGCACCAGUUCAGGGAGUGGCUGUGCACCUGUCCGACCUGUUUGGGGGACACAUGACUCCGCAGGAAUUUUCCCGGCUCCUCUGGCCUAUUGUUUAGUGCAGUUUUGAGUGGACAGAGGAGCAGAGCCAGCGGAGAGGGGCACAACCAGCCGCGACACGGAGAGACGGAGAGAUGUCGGAGCAAGCCACAAACCCCGCCGCUAAUAACGCUGCCGCCGCUGCCGCCACUGCGUUUCCAGGGGCCACCAUUUCUCUGCCUUUGGGACUCGAGGUUUUAAGGACAUACUCUGGAGCACUGAUAACUUUGGAAAUACUUUUUGGAGGUCUGGUAUGGAUCCUGGUGGCCUCCUCCAAUGUCCCAGUGCCUCUGCUGCAAGGCUGGGUCAUGUUUGUGUCUGUCACUGCGUUCUUCCUGUCUUCUGCCUACCUCACUCUACUCAUCACUGGCCUGGCUGACCGUGUCAACAUCGACUGGAACGUAAUUGACGUGCUUUACCACUUUGUAGCAGUGCUCUUCUACUUUGCUGUUGUGUUGGAGGCAGCGACCACAGCAGCCAAUGGGGCACUCAGUUCAAAGCCAUGGCCAACGGCCACCCAGACGCUGAUUUGUAUUCCCAUUUCUCGGGGCAACAUUUUCACUUUCCUGAGUAGCAACCAGUACAACAUCAAUGUGGCAGCUACGAUAUUUGCUUUCAUCGUGACUCUUUGUUAUGGUUGCAGUAUGUUGAUGGGCUUCAAAGAUGGAGAAUGUAACUCCAAAACUAAUUCAUGUUUAGACAUUUGUACAAUAUACAUUUUAAAGUUUUGCUCUAAAUAUAAGAACUGCUAAAUCAGUAAAAAACUAAUCGCCUUUUCCAUUUCCAUAAAAACACAUGCCUCUGUACUAAUGAUUAGUACUUGGAUAUCUGGUGGUGCUAUA
This is a messenger RNA of Periophthalmus magnuspinnatus, 942 nucleotides long. It is a transcript of the gene mal2, whose product is annotated as mal, T cell differentiation protein 2. Gene Ontology annotation, molecular function: structural constituent of myelin sheath. The record is from RefSeq and is a predicted model, not a curated record. Gene Ontology annotation, cellular component: membrane. Lineage: Eukaryota; Metazoa; Chordata; Actinopteri; Gobiiformes; Gobiidae. Gene Ontology annotation, biological process: myelination.